AUGACAGAUUUCGACUCCAGGUUCUACCAAUUUGACCAGUUCAAGCUCAAUACAGAGUUCGUCAACGGCUACCGGAAACAUGCCAUCCUUUAUAAAGGCGGGAUAAGAAUUGAAAGAUGGAGAAAAGUCAAUAUACUCGGAAAUGGUGCUAUUGGUACAGUAUGGCUGGAAAAAGAGGAGCAACAUGGAGACCUUAGAGCAGUGAAGCAGAUUCCUAGGUCUCAUAUCUUAAUGAACUUCAGGGAAUUAUUAGCUCUAAUCAAGCUGAAAGGAUAUAGCGAACACUUUGUGCAGUUCUUCGGGUGGUUUGAUAAUAACGAAAAUAUCUACCCCAGCAUGGAAUACGUCAAAUAUGGCGAUCUCUCUCGUCUUAUUGCCAGUCAAACCGUGUCCGAGAGAAUCUCGAGCGAUAUAACUAGGCAAUUACUCGAAGGUUUAAAAAUUAUGCACGCGCAUAAGUUUUGCCAUCGAGAUUUAAAGCCACAGAACAUUCUUGUGGCGUCACUGUCACCAAUCAGGGUUAAGAUCACUGACUUCGGUGUUUCAAAGAGAGCAGUAGAUGGCACGUCGUUUCAAACACAAGUGGGAACGAGUAGUUAUAUGGCCCCUGAGGUUUGGGGGUUUCUAGACUGCGAUACCUCGAUUUACACAUGCAGUGCUGAUAUAUGGUCCCUCGGUUGCCUAAUACAUACAAUGAUUACAGGAGGACCGCCAUUUCCGAAGACAAAAUCUCUUAUAAAUUAUAUUCAACACCGAAUAUCAUUUCCUGAAAACGAAUUGAUAGAGAAGGAAAUAAGCUUAGCUGCGAUAAGGUUCAUCAAAAACUUGGUUAUGCCGCAGCCAAAAGAUAGGUUGAACGCGGACGAAGCGCUUAAAGACCAGUGGUAUAUUGUUGGAGAAGGGGAGAAGAGAUUGACGAGGGAAAUCAAGAGCACGAAACAAAAAAGAAUAAAGGAGAAUGAGAGGCAGGCUGGUUGGGAAUGGGAGGGAAGGGUGGGGAAAUGUGAAUCAGGCGGUGAAAAUGUUCCUGCUGGAUUAACAAACUCUCCUCAGCCUGAUAGGCCCAAUGAAGAGGAGGCGAAGAAGGAAAAAAAGGAGGCGAGUGACUGCGGAGCCACACGGGGCGAGGACGUCUGGGAAUCAAAUUCACUGAUACAUUCGGCUUCCGACUCAAGGAGCACGGGGGAAUCUCCGACUGUAGGAAUGAGCCAAGAUAGUAGAUUUGAAAGAUUCACAUUCAACGUAUAUGUCCGUGGGGACGGUAUGGACGGGCAUGGAGAGCCCGCCCGACCGCAGAGCAACCGCAAUCUACGAACAACAGUCGAAGAUGUCUCAGAUGGAGAAGAAGAGUCCCUUAGGAACCAACCCCCCAAUUACCUUCCUGAUAGACAAAAUAACGCUUGGGAUGAACCACCACCAAUUAUCAUCCACUCUCAUUCACCCUCACCCUCUCCUCCUCACAACAAGGAUCCCCCGGGGAUCCGUGAUUACAAUAUUCAUAGGGGGUCCUUUCAACCCUUUCGGCCAGGGACCAACAUGCCUAUAAACCCAACGCAACCGCAGCAUCAAAGCUAUAGACCUCAAUCUUCAGAUCCCGGGUACGAUGAAAGUGAAACCCACUCUAGAGAACUAAACUCAAGCACUCGACCCGGUUAUUUCGAGAGUCGCGCAAAAGAGAGAAAACUCCUUUUGUCAGUAAAAAUGAGGAUAGCAUCGUGCACAGAUCCAGAGUAUAAUAAAACGCGAAGAACAUUACAUGAGGCUGUCGCUAAAGGCGACUUUGAUAUGGUUUCGAUUCUACUUGCUGAGGGAGCAGACCUUGAAGCGAUGAACGAUGAUGGAUUAACACCGUUGCAUAUGGCGGUUAUUGUAGGGCAAGAGUGGAUAGUAGUGCUGCUGCUGGAUGCUGGCGCAAAGAUCAAUGCAGAAACUUCUAACGAGGAGAAACCACUGCAUUUGGCAAUCAAGAAAAACGAUAAGGUGAUGACGGGAGUGCUGCUAGAUAGUGGCGCGGAUAUUCAUGGAAAGUACUCAGAUGGAUCAACAACAUUACAUGGAGCAGCUUGGGCAGGGAAGGCCUGGGCAGUUGAAAUGUUGCUGGAUUUCGGCGUCGAUGUUAACGCACAAAAUACUCUUGGACACACAGCACUGAGUUUUGCAAUGAAGAAUCAGAACUUUACCGCGGCGAAAAUUCUGCUGGAUCGCGGGGCAAAUAUCAAUUUUGCUCGUAGGGAUGGACAUACACUACUAUUCGAUGUUAUCCGUGCUGGCUCCAAUGCGGCAAUUAGAUUUCUUUUAGCAGAAGGCGCAGAUUUUACAAUAGCAGCGAAUAACGGUGACAUAGCACUACACGUAGCAGCUAAAGAGGGUUUGGGUGGCGCCGUGCUUUUACUGUUAGAGUUUGGGGAUAACGUUAGGAAGGCAUCUCCCAGUGGAGUCACACCUCUCCAUUUGGCCGCCUGGACGGGAGAUCGGAGAAUGAUUGAGUUGCUUCUUCAGCAUGGAGCAGAUCCUACGGCGAGAGAUUGUAAUGGCUGGACACCUCAUUACCUACAAGCAGCUAGAUCAAGGGGCGAAGAUAUAACGGAGGCCAUAACCGCUGAGAGAACAGAUGAAGGAUUACUUACGGAAGGAGCAAUAUUGAGCAUAGACAUCGUUCAUAAAUCCCAAACCCAUGCGGCUGGCCGGACCGCAGUUCGUGAAUAG
Morchella importuna is the source of this 2706-nucleotide messenger RNA. RefSeq lists its product as uncharacterized. Gene Ontology annotation, molecular function: protein kinase activity; ATP binding; protein binding. Gene Ontology annotation, biological process: protein phosphorylation; protein localization to ciliary inversin compartment. Lineage: Eukaryota; Fungi; Ascomycota; Pezizomycetes; Pezizales; Morchellaceae. The transcript is spliced from 10 exons. Gene Ontology annotation, cellular component: ciliary inversin compartment. The record is from RefSeq and is a predicted model, not a curated record. The coding region runs from base 1 to 2706 and encodes 901 amino acids.